Messenger RNA from Uloborus diversus, 2988 nucleotides. RefSeq names its product relaxin receptor 1-like. Gene Ontology annotation, cellular component: membrane. Gene Ontology annotation, biological process: G protein-coupled receptor signaling pathway. The coding region runs from base 392 to 2716 and encodes 774 amino acids. The transcript is spliced from 21 exons. Gene Ontology annotation, molecular function: G protein-coupled receptor activity; protein binding. The record is from RefSeq and is a predicted model, not a curated record. NCBI's taxonomy places the organism in Eukaryota, Metazoa, Arthropoda, Arachnida, Araneae, Uloboridae.
UCACAAAAACUAAAACUCUGGAACAACUUCCCCGAAUCUUCACCCCAAAUAAAACGAAAACAAACGGUUAUGCGCAACAGGCGCUAACGAGAGAGGCGCAGGACUCGCGCACAAGAGAUAACUGGAGAAGAGGGAGACUUCUCCUAUCGUCUGCUGUCCCUCCAACAAUCGACCCCUUGCCACCGUACGCGCCGCAAACCCCUCUGGCUUUUCCACCUGGGAGGAUCUUUCACUGCAUUACCGUCUGAUGAAUCCUUUUAAUGAUGUCCGGCUGAAAACUUCCGGAUGUCGACAUGCUGAAUCUACCGCGUUAAGUUCCGACUCUGUAGACUAAAGAAAUCUGCUAUAAAACUAAAAGAUCAAGAUAGCUUUUUCCGAAUGCCCUUCUGCUAUGCUGCUCCAUUUCUUCAUACUUUUAUUCAUGUCUUUCCAUGUGACGCACGCUGCUUUGCAAGUUGGUUCUGCAAGUAUCCAGGAUUUGGAUAAUCGAUGCCCUCAUGGACAAUUCCCCUGCAACAGCAGCGACACCUGUGUGGAACAGAGGAAGAACUGCGACGGGCACAAUGACUGUGAGGAUGGGUCAGAUGAAAUGGGAUGCGAGGAUCCCAGCAGAAAGGAAUUUUACAACAAUAUGUUUAUGAAGCGUCCAGAUGAGGAUAGAGAAAAAAGAGUUGAAGGAUGUGAACUUGAAGAAACGCCCAAUCCUUGUCGAUGCUCUGGGUUCAAACUUUUCUGUGAUCACCUGAAUCUGAGUGAACCGCCAGUAAACCUUCCAGAAAAUUUACAAGAACUAGAUUUAUCAGGAAACAAUUUGGAUAUUUUGAAACCAUCGCACUUCAAACCAAAUGAGCACCUGGAAGUUUUAAUACUCAAAGGAUCGGAAGUGAAUUUAGUCAGUAAAGAUGCUUUCAUAAAUUUACCCAAUCUUCGAACACUAUAUUUAACGAAGAACAGCAUAAGUGCCAUCAUCGAUGGCAGUAUGGCGACGAAUAAGCACCUCACAUAUUUGGAGCUUUCAUACAAUCCACUUCGAACAAUUGCUCCUGGUGCUUUUGAAGGUCUGAUCAAUCUUCAACGAUUAGACCUCAGGAAUUGCUGUUUGCGCAGUCUUCAUUUGGGUGUCUUCGAUAGUCUAGUCAAUCUCAAGAUAUUAUUCCUCGACGAUAACAAACUCAACAAUAUUCCAGAAAAUCUUUUCCAGAGACUUGAAAAUUUAGAAAUGCUUUCAUUAUCCAGAAACGAGCUGACUUCAUCGCAUAUGGCUAGCUGGUUUGGUCUACAAAAACUUAAAAGUUUAGCCAUAUCACAAAAUCUCAUAACGGAACUUGAUGGAACAUCGUUUGGUAACAUGUCGCAUCUACAUAAGUUAGAUCUUCAUGAAAAUAGAAUAAAAACAAUCCAGAUAGAAACUUUUGUAGGGCUGCCAAAUCUGCAAUCACUGAACUUGAAAAUGAAAGAACUUAAGAAGCUUACUAAAGCAGUGUUCAAACCACUAGGUUCUUUAGAAUACAUCUAUUUUGACGAUUUUCAUCUCUGUUCCUUGGCUCUUCAUGUCCGCGUGUGCGAGCCUCGUGGUGAUGGCAUCAGCAGCAUCGCCCACCUGCUGGACAGUGUGGUGCUGCGUGUCAGUGUGUGGGGCGUGGCGGUGGUGGCGGGGCUCGGCAACCUGGCAGUGCUCGUGGGUCGUCUGCUGCUGUCCGAGCCCAACGAGGUCCAUUCCUUCUACAUCAAGAACUUGUCGCUGGCCGACUUGUUGAUGGCUGCUUACUUGUUCGUCAUCGCUGGAUACGAUCUGGCCUUCCGUGGAGAGUACAUUCAUCAUGAAGCUAGAUGGAGGCACAGCUGGCAGUGCAGUCUGUGUGGAUUCCUUUCCACACUGAGCAGCGAGGCUUCCAUUCUAAUUCUAGCUGUCAUCACUACUGACAGAUACAUGUCCAUCAUCUAUCCCUUAUCAGUCAAGAAGCGCACAUUGCAGUCAGCUGCCGCAGCUAUGGGCACCGCUUGGGGUGUUGCGGCCUUGUUUUCUGCCCUUCCUCUGCUCAACAUAGAAUAUUACGGGGAUGAAUUCUACGGGAAUAACGGGGUUUGCUUGCCUCUGCACAUACACGAUCCUUUCGGACAAGCUUGGGAAUACUCCACAUUCUUAUUCUGUGGUCUCAAUUUCGCAGCAUUCUUAUUCAUUCUGUUUGCAUACAUCUCCAUGUUUUUCACCAUCAGCCAUUCAAAGAUUGGACUUCGAUGCACUCAGCAGCAGCAGGAUCGAAACAUUGCAAAGAGAUUCGCUUUCAUAGUUGCCACAGAUUUCUUAUGUUGGGUGCCCAUUGUAUUCAUCAAAGUUAUCGCAAUGGGAGGCGUUCCAAUACAGGAAGAUUUAUAUGCUUGGGUGGCAGUGUUUUUGCUGCCAGUGAAUUCCGCCAUCAAUCCUGUUCUCUACACAUUGACGACUAAACUAUUCAAGCAGCAUUUGGCAAAGAUGGUGUAUAACUUUAAGAACUCCACGGGAGACAGUGUGACUCCAUCUUGUGCGAGGAAUCACAGUUUACGAAGUCAAAAAGGUUCCUUCAGUCAGGCGGAUCAUAACAACAUUGCCCUUGUAAUGAACAGAAACUGUUUCGAAUGUCGACAUUCUAAUGGUGCCAGACAAAAAGGUUCCUCCGACUUCGGUGCCUGCAGACGACAUUCGAGCAAGAGAACGACAGUAACGAAUGUUGUCUGAUCAGCUCACAUUGCAGUUCAACAAGUGUCAUAUUUUAAUCCGAGAAUUGAACCAUCCAUCAUUCUCUUGUGGCAACAACACGAAAAUCGUUUUCGUCGCUUUUUGCGGGAACCCUGGACUAAAUAUACUUGCCGCUGUAAAGCUGCGUUAUAUACCGGUGAAGGACAAUGUAUUUUGAUGGAUUAAUGGCAUUGAUGUGCAGUUUCAUCUUUAUUGUAAAUAAGUCACUGUAAAAAUUGAAAAAAUAAUUGAUGUAUUAAAUUUUUUCGUGG